Molecule: messenger RNA, 405 nt
Organism: Eimeria tenella
Lineage: Eukaryota; Apicomplexa; Conoidasida; Eucoccidiorida; Eimeriidae
Exons: 2
Coding region: 1-405 (134 amino acids)
Source: RefSeq, a predicted model, not a curated record
AUGAACAAAAAAAAACAACCACAAGUAACCACAACAAAGGAAGAACAGGAGCAGCAGGAGCCGUCGUCGCAGCAGCAGAAGGCGUGCAGCAGCACCUGCGAAUCUCUCGAAGACGAUCCACUGGGGCCAGCAGGUGAGCUCCCGCUGCAGCGCCCGGAGCAGCAGCAGCAGAAGCAGCUGCUGCAACCGCUGCACCGCGCCGCCCACCCCGAGGACUCAGGCAAAACACCUUCACCGCCAGCUCCGCGCGGCUGCCGCGAGCCACGCGCGCCUGCACAGCAGCAGCAGCAGCAGCAGCAGCAGCAGCAGCAGCAGCAGCAACCGCAGCAGCAGCAGCACAGAGAAGGAGGACGAGCUUCAAGAGGCACUUCGACGAUUUACAAGGCAGCAAAGAGCCGCAGGUGA